AUGGAGGAUGGCAACCGGAUGGAGGCCUGGCACCGAAGCCUCCAGGCGGUGCUUAAUGCCUUGAACCAGACGCUGCACGGGGUCGUCCCCUGCCCCACCGACCGCCCUGCCACCGCCACCGCUGCUGCAUGCAACGCCAGCACCCGCGCCGGCCGCCCUGGCCGCAACGACAACGCCUACAUGGACAUCCUCUUCGUCAGGACNCUCUUCGCCGCCGUGGGGGGGAGCCUCAUCCUGGGCUACACCCGCUCCCGCAAAGUGGACAAGCGCAGCGACCCAUACCACGUCUACAUCAAGAACAGGGUCUCCAUGAUCUGA
This is a messenger RNA of Nipponia nippon (crested ibis), 318 nucleotides long. The record is from RefSeq and is a predicted model, not a curated record. NCBI's taxonomy places the organism in Eukaryota, Metazoa, Chordata, Aves, Pelecaniformes, Threskiornithidae.